AUGAGCGAUGAGCAGUUUACCCCCAACUCGGACCCCGGCGACGACCGUUGGGCGGACUACGCUCUCCCCGAAGAGGGCGUCGCUGACCUCGCUGACCGGUUGGUGGAGUUCCUCCCGGAACAGGAUGAAAACGAUCCCCCGCUCAUCGUCGGCCAGAUUCUGGACGAUUUCAUUGACCAAUCCGGCGCCAUGCCGGAAAACCUGCGUGAGGAAGACGCCCACGCGGUGAUCUGCCAGAUGCAGAUGGCGGUCACCUUGGCUUACCAAUUGGGCCGGCUCGAGUCCCGUUCCCCGGAAAUGGUGCGUCGGUUCAUCCUUGAGGCCAUCGAAAAGUGGGAGGCGAAGCCCCUGUCCGACUCCCUCGACUUCGUUGAAACCGAUUUUCGCAAGCCCAAGGAAUUGGUUUUGCCCCGUUUGCGUCGCUGGUGGCAGGAAAACCUCGCCGCCGAAGACUAUUACUGGGACGAAGACUGA
Messenger RNA from Geodia barretti, 474 nucleotides. The record is from the annotation of a GenBank genome assembly. Lineage: Eukaryota; Metazoa; Porifera; Demospongiae; Tetractinellida; Geodiidae.